AUGGCGACGGCAGACGAGCAACUGAGAGUUCUGCAGGCACAGCUGGCGGAGCUGCAGGGCGUGGUGACCACGCUGGCCCAGCAGCAGCCGCAACCGGCACCGGCAGCGCCUGCCGCAGCAGCCGCGGCCGCUGCCCCCAGCCAGCUUCCACCGGCCAUCGAUACCAGGGUUAUCGGUAAGCCAGAGAUGUUCUUCGGAAGCAGGGAGAAGUUCCCAGAGUGGUCGCUCGUGUUCAAAGCGUACAUUUCCGCCAUCGACGCUAGGGUUGGCAUGAUGAUCCAGAUCUUGACAGCUAAGUUCGGAGAUGACAUACCUCAAUCCCUGGACCAGUUCGAGACGAUGGUCAGGGAGUACGAGCAGCAAAGCAAGAAGGUGUUCGACGACGAUCUCAAACUAGGUCUUGUCGUGGUGAACAUGACAGACCCGGAGGUCCAGAAACACCGGGUCAAGAAUGCCAGCCGCUUGGACACGUUGAAGGCGAUGAAGGACGAGUUGCUGGACAUGGCUCGCACUGAGCAGUACCUCGACUCACAGGCCAGGCCCAUGGAGCUCGGAGGGUUUCCCAGGCCGGACAGUGAUGGCGAGCGCGACUAUGGGUUUCUCAUGCCCUUGGUCGGCGACGACGCGCCGCUAGCACCAAUGCCGCCCAGGAGGGUGAUGGUCGAUUCCGGCGCUGGCCAGAGAGUCCUGCCCACGGGUGUCGACCCAGACGCUACCGACGAUGGCUCUGCGAGGCCGUCGCGGUUGUCCACGGCCACAGGAGAAGACGUGCAGUUGACGACGGGCAAGAGGUCGCAGUACCAGGCCAGUGGUGGCAGGCCGAUCGCACUGACGCACAACGAGAGCGAUCAGGUGAAAGUUCCGGUUGUGGCUGCUUCUGAGGCAACAGAGGCCGGCAAUUGGAUUGUCUCCGGCCCUGGAGUGCAACGAGUUGUGGCUCCGGCAGACGCGCGUGAGUUGCAGGAAGCAGCUCUGGCUGCCAGGGGUGUAGAUCUGGUCAAGGACAGGGGUGUCUAUUGGUUAGAUCUCUUCGAAGACGACGGGCGGCAGCAGGCCAGACCUCUGCGCCCUGCAAGGCCAGCAAAGAAGGUCUACGCGCCGCCUGGCGGUGCGACAGAGUCGCCCGAACCGCAGAGCGCGCCACCGGGCCAUCCACCUACGGUCAGCAAGGCCGAAUGGGACCUGCAUCAGCUGGCGCGCCUGCCGUUCAGGAGCUGGUGCGAGGCAUGUGCGACUGGCAAGGCUGCAGAGGGCCCUCACUGGCGGAAGCGACCAGAUGAGCAGCAGCAGGGUUUGCCCAAGUUGAGCCUCGACUACCUGUUCAUCUCCAAGAGGGAGGAAUACCAUCUCCUGUAUGCGGUGCUGAGUCUCUUGGACGAGCGAUCCGGAGCACCAUUCCCUAACAUGGUGCAGAGGAAGGGCGACGACGACUUUGCUGUGAGUUGCAUCCAUGAGAUGGUGCGCUUCUGUGGCCGGAGUGAUUUCAUCGUCAGGAACGACGGUGAGAACCCCAUCCACGCGUUGGUGGCCAAGUUCGUAGAGACGAAGCAGAAGGGCAUCACUGUCCUCCGGAAGAACACGCCGAAAGGUUCGUCCCAGUUAGCCGGAAGUAUCGAACGUUCUAACUACGAGGUAGAGACAGAGCAUCGGGCCUUGAAGGCUCGAUUGGAGAAGGUGUACCAGAGAACGUUCGAGAUGUCUCACAAGAUGCAGCCAUGGCUGGUGAGGCACGCAGGGUGGUUGCUCACACGUUUCCAUGUCCAGGAAGACGGGAAGACACCAUAUGAGCGGCUCAAACAGAAGCCGUACAAUGUUGAAUUAUGGGAGUUUGCUGAAUGUGUACGUCACAAGCAUCCGGUGGACGCUGUGGGCAAGGCUGACGAUAGGUGGUCGCUCGGCGCGUGGCUUGGCAAGUCGCUGAGGGCAGACGACCUCUUGGCAGGCGCCGAGAGGGGCGUGACCACGCGCCGGAGCAUCUGGCGGAGGCCAGAGGCGCAGCGGCGGCAGACAUCGCUGCUAGACCGGUUCGUCGGGGGCCCCUGGCAGCCCGCGCCGCCAGGCGUCAAGGAGGUCAAGCCCAAAGAUGCGUGCAUCACCAUGGAGCGCAUCACAAAAUUCAAAGCCACGGAAGGAUGUCCUGGGUGCACAGCCCCAGGGGAGGUGCGCCACGCAGCUGCGCGUCGAGAGCGGUUUGCCCGCCCUGUGGCGGAAGAGAAGGAGAGACAGCAGGAGGCUCGAGAAGACAAGGCCCUGCGCCUCGAAGAGCCCCCCCCCGUGCAACCAGAGGCGCGCAACUUGCCGGCAGCUGCCGGCAGCGCGCCCGCGGCCCGAGAGGCAGCGAGCGCGGCGGUCACAGGAAACGCUGUGACCCGCCACGGGGCCAGUUCGGCUGCUAACCCUGCGCGCGCGGCCCGCGAGGCCGCGAGCGCGGCGGCUUGUCAAAGACCAGAGGACGUGGAGAUGCCGGAGGCACCGCGUCCGAGGGAGGCAGCCGAUGAAGAUGUGGAGGGGGGCCGACCCGUAGAAGGCGAGCCUGUGAACAAGCAGGCGCGAGUGGCUGCCCUGGCCACGCUCCGCGAGCCGGACGCGGUGACAGUGCCAGUCGGCAUGGAAAUGGCUUUCCUGCUAGCGGCCCCCGGGGCCGCAGAGCCAGCGCUGCAGGAGCUACCUGUGCACGUGGAUAUGAGCAAGGAGUCGCAUUCCACGAAGGAUGGUGUCCGGCUCGAUCCAGAGAAGGCGUUGCAGGGCAAGCUAAAAGAGCUAUCCCAGAUCGACAACUUCGGCGUGAAGGACGACAUCCCCUGGGAGGAAGCCCGCCGGCAGGGUCUACACGCAGUGAACUCGAAGUGGGUUCUUGAGCCCAAACCCACGCCUGAUGACCCCAAGGCUGUCAGAGCCCAGCUGGUAGCACGCGAAGUGAAUACGUACUCAAGGGAAGACGUAACACAGAGCGCACGUCCUAUCAAGGUCUUCCGGGUCAUCGUGUCUGCGGCUGCUGCCAAGCAGCGGUCAGAUGGAUCUUGGAGCCGUCUGAUUGCAGGCUACGAUAUCAGUGUGGCUUUCUUCCAUGCUGAUUCAGACGGUCGGACCGCAGUUGCGCCGCCCCCGGAUGUUCGGAAGCCCGGGGUCGUUUGGUUUCUGAAGAAAGCCAUGUGCGGCACCCGGCCGGCAUCCAGAGCUUUCGGCAGCUAUGUCAUUGACAAGUUCAAGGAUGAGAGCUUUGACUUGGUGGCAGUGGUGCCGAUGACGUUCGUGAGCGCAGAGUUGGAUGUAUCGUUAGGCUGCCGCGGAGACGAUUUUCUCGCAGUGGGUGGAGAGGCAGUGCAGCUCAGCCACCUGAAGCGCGUCAUUCGGUGGACGCCCGAAGGUUUCACGUGGGAAGGUAACAUCCAACGCAUCCGCGACCUAGUGGGCCUGCUGGGCCUAGUUCCCGGCGCGAGCAAGGGCACAGACACGCCCGGGUCGAAGGACACAGCGAAGAACCGCAGGGAUGCCUUGAAUCCGCUCGGCAAGGAGGACGCGAACCUAUUCCGGAGCGCGGCAGGCACCCUGCACUACCUCGCAGAGGACGCCCCGACGGUGAAAUUCACGAGUUCGCAGGUCAUGGAGGGGAUGACAAACCCCACUGUCACCCACCAGCUGCGCUUGCACAGGGCGGCCCGGCAUCUGCUAGCUCACCCCGGCGAGAUCUGGGAGUGCAGGCACCAGAAGGAUCCGCAUCUUUUGACUGAGUAUGUGGACUCAGAUUGGGCAGCAGAUUCAGAGACGCGUAAGAGUGAAAGUUGUGCGUGUGAGACGUACGGUAGUCGCCUGUUAGACGCGUCUGCGAGUAAGCAGCAGAUGAUGGCACUCAGCAGUGGAGAGGCAGAAUUCCAUUCCAUCAUCAAAGGCACAGCGACGGGGAUCCAAACAAAACAGAUGCUAGAGGCCGUGCUUCGCCACCCAGUCUCUCUGGAGAUCCUGAGCGACAGCAGCGCGGCCCGGGGCAUCUGUCAGAGACAGGGGGGCGGCCGCGUCCGCCACCUGUCUGCAAGGGACCUGCGCGCCCAAGAAUUCUUCCGCGCAGGGCAGGGGGGAUUGAAGAAGGUAGGUGCUGAGUACAACUGGGCGGAUCUUGGGACUAG
Prorocentrum cordatum is the source of this 4124-nucleotide messenger RNA. The record is from the annotation of a GenBank genome assembly. Lineage: Eukaryota; Dinophyceae; Prorocentrales; Prorocentraceae.